Molecule: messenger RNA, 375 nt
Organism: Trypanosoma rangeli
Lineage: Eukaryota; Euglenozoa; Kinetoplastea; Trypanosomatida; Trypanosomatidae
Exons: 1
Coding region: 1-375 (124 amino acids)
Source: RefSeq, a predicted model, not a curated record
AUGAUGGAGUUUUUUUUUCGCGUAGACGCCUUUAUCCCCGUCUAUGUGCAGAUGUAUCAUGUGCUGCGUCGCCUGCUGGAACCGAGUAACCCGUGCGGGGCGAUGGCCGUGGGGGUUGUGUUGCCAACCCAUCACACGGGAUACUUCAUUGAUGCAGUGCGGCGCAUGCGUAGGGGUGCGUCGCGGUUGCCGCAUUCUGCGGGGCCUGGUGGUGGCGAAAGUGUACCGCCUGUUCUGGUGUACAGCCCCAGUCCCCAUGACCAACCUGUCUCUUGGUUGCUGUUGCCGUGCUUAAUAGAGAAGGGAAAACUACAACACGACAACGCAAUAGGCAAAAACAAGAACGAAAACAAAACUAAAAACACAAAAGCAUAA